This is a messenger RNA of Symbiodinium pilosum, 443 nucleotides long. Lineage: Eukaryota; Dinophyceae; Suessiales; Symbiodiniaceae. The record is from the annotation of a GenBank genome assembly.
AUGCUAAGAUUGGUGAUCCACUCCCUGCUGUGUCUUAUUCCUGAUGGACCGCGGUUCGGAAUGUACCAGCCGGUUUGUUCUUCUUGGAUAUGGAUCAACCGAUCAACAUCCAAGAGAAGUAAAGCUGCCCCACUUGGUGAUGAGUCGCUCUUCACAGUGCAGCAGGCAAAUCAAAUGGUGUCAAGGACAAUAUUGGCGAUGUUGGUGAAUUUGUGGUAUGGCGGCGACAUCCUGCUCGAGGAAUGGGUCGGCGAUCUCUACAGAAGAUUCACUCGGGAAAUGAGACAAGAAGCGGAGGAACUGCGCGAGAUCCUGGGAUAUGAGAAGCCCACGCGGGUGCCUGCCUUCAAGGCAAAGGAUGACUAUGAUGCGCAGAACGGGUAUCAGCGAUUCUACAACGAGCAAGGGCGCCUUGAUCUUGGCGACACGUGGGAUGAUGCCAG